UUACCUUUUAUGUUUUUGGUUUCUUGAAAAUCCGAUUUUGGAAGUAUUGUGAAGUGGAAGCGCUUUGAAGGGCUACAUCAGAAUAGAAGUGCUUUUACAAGUGGAGUGUCGAUAGAUAGAGACAGGGUUUUGUUUUGUUACUCUCUUAUCUUGAUUCUUGCGUCUUCGUCUCUUCGUUGCUUGAGGGGCUUUAAAUAAUGUUAGAAAACAGCGAGCGACAAAGGUCAUCUGUACAACUAAAGCUUUCACGACAUUUUCUUUUGGUCGCGUCUGCUUUUUUAAUUGCUUCUUGUUCUCUUCCAAUGGCUGCUGCUCUUCUCUUUUCAAUGGCUCCAAACAAUCUGAUAUCGCGAUAGCUACUAGCCCAAAAAAAUUGGACUCAGCCCAUUUGGAAAAGCAAGGAGCUUGAUUGCCCAAAGGGCCCAAAAUCCUACGACCCUUCUCUCGGCAGUAGUUGGCGGCUUGUCUAUGACUUAUAACCUCCACAUUUCUUUGUUGUCACUCUCUUUUCUCGCUUCGUCUGCCAUGGCUACCACUCUCUCAAGCUCUCGGCUACUUUUACAGACUCGGCGAGAGUUUCCUUCGAACGACCUCCCUUGUACCCGUUGUCUAAGAAAUGGGAAGGCAAAGUUUAAAUUCGAUAGAGCAGAAUUGUGGGGCAAGGGACUGAAGAAAGUUGGGGAAAAGUCGAGAAAAUUCAUUCUAUUCAACUACGGAAAUGGCGCUGUGGACGUAGAGGAAGAGGAAGAGGAUUAUAACUCCAUAGAGGAUAAGCAGUUUGUGCGGUGGUUUAGGGAGGCUUGGCCUUACUUAUGGGCACAUAGAGGAGGCACUUUCGUUGUGAUGAUUUCUGGGGAAAUUGUAUCUAGCUCUAACUUAGAUCUUAUUCUAAAGGAUAUUGCGUUUCUACAUCACCUUGGAAUCAGGUUCAUUCUUGUUCCAGGAACCCACGUUUUAAUUGACAAACUUUUGGCAGAGAGAGGAAGCAAGCCGAAUUUUGUCGGUCAAUAUAGGGUGACUGACAACCAAUCUCUAGCAGCUGCAAUGGAAGCAGCUGGAGGGAUCCGUGUGAUGAUAGAGGCAAAGCUUUCUCCCGGACCUUCUAUCUGCAAUAUUCGUAGACAUGGUGACAGUAGACGAUGGCAUGAAGUUGGUGUAAGCGUUGUUAGUGGCAACUUUCUUGCUGCUAAGAGAAGGGGAGUUGUUGAUGGUGUUGAUUAUGGAGCAACGGGUGAAGUUAAGAAAGUAGACGUAGCUCGUAUGCGCGAGAGGCUUGAUGGUGGUUGUAUAGUUAUAUUGAGCAACCUUGGUUAUUCUAGUUCUGGAGAAGUUCUGAAUUGCAAUACAUAUGAGGUUGCAACAGCAUGCGCCUUGGCUAUUGGAGCUGACAAGCUCAUAUGCAUUAUUGAUGGUCCUAUUCUUGAUGAAACUGGACGCCAUAUCAGUUUUCUCACUCUUCAAGAAGCAGACAAGUUGAUUCGUGAAAGGGCUAAGCAGUGUGAGAUAGCUGCAAAUUAUGUGAAAGUUGUUGGCAAGGAAGGUUUCACUCAUUCAAAUCAUUAUAUAAAUGACGAUUCAAACGGGGGUAUCCAUCAUACUCCAACGUUCCCGAACGGAGUAGGUUUUGGCUCCCAUCACGUCCCAGUAUUCCAAAAUGGAGUUGGUUUUGGUCAUGGGAGCGGGCUUUGGUCCUCCGAACAGGGUUUUCCCAUUGGAGGUGAGCGGAAUAGCCAUUUGAAUGGUUACCUCUCAGAAUUGGCUGCUGCAGCUUUCGUUUGCCGGGGUGGUGUUCAAAGAGUGCAUUUGCUAGAUGGCACUAUUGGAGGAGUUUUAUUGCUGGAAUUGUUUAAAAGAGAUGGAAUGGGCACUAUGGUAGCCAGUGAUCUUUACGAGGGAACACGAAUGGCCAGCGUGUCUGAUCUUCGUGGAAUUAGACAAAUUAUACAACCUUUAGAAAUGGCUGGUACCUUGGUUCCGAGAACUGAUGAAGAGCUACUUGAAUCAUUAGACUCGUUUGUGGUCGUUGAGAGAGAAGGUCAAAUCAUUGCAUGUGCUGCUCUUUUCCCUUUCUUUGAAGAGAGAUGUGGAGAGAUUGCUGCCAUUGCAGUUUCUGCAGAGUGCCGAGGACAAGGGCAAGGCGACAAAUUGCUUGAUUACAUGGAAAAGAAGGCCGCCUCCCUAGGACUGGAUAGGCUUUUUCUGCUGACAACACGAACUGCAGACUGGUUUGUGAGGCGUGGUUUCUCAGAAUGUUCAUUUGAAUCAAUACCUGAAAAGAGGAGAAGAAGGAUAAAUCUAUCCCGGAAAUCCAAGUACUACAUGAAGAAGCUAUUGCCAGAUAGGAACCGGAUUGGUAGUGUCGAUAGGGCAUUGGGUUGAGGCUUGAUUGAGCAUUGAAAUAUGUCCUGAUCAUAAGAACGCAAAACUUCCUCUUGGCUACCCGGUUCUUGUUUUAUACUGUAUCCAUGUCGGUCAUCAUGUCGUUCAACCUUGUGGGUCCUCGUUCAUAUUCGUUCGAGAAGAUCUGUAUCUGUUCUGCUAAAAUGAAGUCGAUUACAAGUCACACUAUAAUUUUGAUCGUCUGCUUCAUAUCAAUACAGUGCUAUGCAGUGUAUAUUCAUGAGA
Molecule: messenger RNA, 2625 nt
Organism: Cucurbita moschata (crookneck pumpkin)
Lineage: Eukaryota; Viridiplantae; Streptophyta; Magnoliopsida; Cucurbitales; Cucurbitaceae
Product: probable amino-acid acetyltransferase NAGS2, chloroplastic
Exons: 10
Coding region: 469-2379 (636 amino acids)
Biological process (GO): L-arginine biosynthetic process
Cellular component (GO): cytoplasm
Molecular function (GO): L-glutamate N-acetyltransferase activity, acting on acetyl-CoA as donor
Source: RefSeq, a predicted model, not a curated record